This is a messenger RNA of Nerophis lumbriciformis (worm pipefish), 2550 nucleotides long. It is a transcript of the gene tekt1, whose product is annotated as tektin 1. The record is from RefSeq and is a predicted model, not a curated record. Lineage: Eukaryota; Metazoa; Chordata; Actinopteri; Syngnathiformes; Syngnathidae. Gene Ontology annotation, cellular component: microtubule cytoskeleton; nucleus. Gene Ontology annotation, biological process: cilium movement involved in cell motility; cilium assembly.
CGUGUGUUAGCUGUUGCCAUAGUGAUUACGUGUCCGACACAUUACCUUCCUGGAAAGUGCGACAGAAUUUUUGUUUCCCUGGCGCCAAGAAGAUUAUUUAAACAGACGUAACAAGUGACCAAUCACCCGUGGAGAAAGAUGUCCGUGCAAGGAAGAAACACUCAGCUGAUUGGUGGAUCCACUCUGGACAGCAUUGAGGUCAUCCGUAACCACUCCACGCUCUUCAGAGGAGAAUGCAUGAGGCUGAUCGAGGAAAGCAGCAAAUCCUGCAAGCGCCUGCAGGAUGACGACAGCGAGAAACUGGACCAUCGCGUCAGAGACAUUCAGUAUGUGAAGAAGGAACUCGAGCUGAAGUUGGAGGAGAACAUUUUGGAGACGGAUCGGCUUUUUGCGCUGCAGGACAGAGUGGUGAAAGCCAUUGAGAUGUGCAAGGAGCCUUUUCGAGUAACCGUUCUUUGUCUGAACGAGAGAAAUAAACGCCACCCCUCUGAGAAGCUGCGUGAUGACGUCAGCAGAGAGCUGGUGAAGGAGGCGGAGCUGGCAAAGGGCGUGAUGUCAAUCCUGCAGCGAGUAGUCAAACAGAUCGCUGAGCAGACACGAUUGAACCAAGCGUCCAAGUUUGAUCUGGAACAGGAUCUGAAGGAGAAAUACGAGGCUCAGCACUUAGAUGCUUCCUGUGCCUCGAUGACGCCAGAUUCCCUCAACAACACACAGACAGUUCUCAACCCCAAGACAGUUCCACCAAGUUCAACCGUGACACCGGGAGAGUGGGAGAGAAGCUCAGACUUCAACAUAGCUAAGGCGGAGCGUCAGAAGACCAACUCGGUGUCUCUGAGGGCGCUGGUGGAGUCUCUGCUGGCCCAGACUGCUGCUGACAUGCAGCAACAGUUCCAGGCCACGUCAGCGGCCUUGCAGCAGAAUGUCCUGCACAUCAAGACGGUCAAGAGCCAGAUGGAGGAACAACUCACCAAGGUUUUGUCAGAGUUUACCAGCCAGCAGAAAAACCGAGAAGACCUCCAAGUGGCCAUCACGGAGAAUGAGCAUUUCCUCAGUUUGGCUCAGGCCAGGCUGGAUUUACGUCAGCAGAGGCCCGCCAAAGAGCGAUGUCACGAUCCGGCGCAAACCCAGCUCCUCACUGAGGUCGGCCAGCAUACGAGUCAAAUCAGCAGGCUGCGUGAGACCGUAGAUCAGUCGGAGGAGCAGCAGAGGGCGCUGGUCCGCUGCCAGCUGGAACUGCAGCAGAGCAUUGAAGUCAAGGCCAACCUUCUCUACGUUGAUGAGGUCAUCUGCAUUCCGUACAGAGAGACAAUUGUCUUAACUAAAUUCUGAACACUACUUCCUCCAAAUCAUACUUUAUCAAGAGGAAUGUUCAAUUUAUUCUAUCCAUGUCUUGAGGAAUAUUUUUGACUUGUCACUUUUUUAGCUGACACACCAACACAGGCAACUGCUUAUGUUGACAACACGACUUGACUUUUGUCACCAUCAAAUUUAAGGUCCAAUGGGGUCAUUUUUAUGAAAAUGGACCCGUAAUAUCAACAAAUUAUCAACUCAUUACUAGGGAUGUCCGAUAAUGGCUUUUUGCCGAUAUCCGAUAUUCCGAUAUUGUCCAACUCUUUAAUUACCGAUACCGAUAUCAACCGAUACCAAUAUAUACAGUCGUGGAAUUAACACAUUAUUAUGCCUAAUUUGGACAACCAGGUAUGGUGAAGAUAAAGUACUUUAAAAAAAAAUAAAAUCAAAUAAAAUAAGAUAAAUAAAUUCAAAACAUUAUCUUAUUAGUGGACCAGCAGCACUCCCAAUCAUGUGUGCUUACGGACUGUAUCCCUUGCAGACUGUAUUGAUAUAUAUUGAUAUAUAAUGUAGGAACCAGAAUAUUAAUAACAGAAAGAAACAACCCUUUUGUGUGAAUGAGUGAGGAAGGUUUUGUGGGUUGGUGCACUAAUUGUAAGUGUAUCUUGUUUUUUUAUGUUGAUUUAAUAAAAAAACAAAACAAAACAAAAAAAAAACCCGAUAUCGAUAAUAAAAAAACCGAUGCCGAUAAUUUCCGGUAUUACAUUUUAACUCAUUUAUCGGCCGAUAAUUUCGGCAGGCCGAUAUUAUCGGACAUCUCUGCUCAUUACUGAUAGUCAACAAGACACAACAGCAAGUCUAAAGUUACACAUCAUUUUCUUUUCUUCCCUAAAGUAUUAGCCACUGGAAGAAAGAUGUGUUGUUAUAGUCAAGACAUACAGCAAAAUUACCACAUCAGUUUUGUUAGAUAAGAGUAUAAAAUAUCAUAACAACUAAAUAAUCAAAGUAUUAGUACAAGCAGUGGCUAGUUAUGUUUUCGGUUGUGUCAAAACCUGCUUAUGUCGGACAUUUUUCAUUUUACCUUGGAAAUUGACGAGGACAACUUAUAAUAAAUAAGACACUGUAGAAAGAUCAUAAGCACUGAUUAUUGAUCUUUUUAUUUCACUGGGUAAAAGCAAUGUUGGCUGUACAGUGUGUAUGGUCUGGGCAAUAGGCUAUACUCAAAUGUCAGGUACAAAUCCAUCCAUCCAUUUUCUACCU